GUCGUCACAAAACACUGGGAAUGUUAGGAACAACACCAACACACACGGGUCACUACAUCUCCCACUGGAAAUAUUGCUGAACAGAGUAGUUAAGAGGAAGACUUGUCAGGAAGGAUGAACCGGUCCUGUGUGAACUACUUGAAAACUUUGGUGAUAAGUCUCAACUUCCUGUGCUGGCUGUGCGGCGCCUUUGUGGUGGCCUUGGGGGAGUUCCAGAUGAUGCACUCCAAGUUCGCCUCCCUCGUCACCACCUUCUGGCCCAUCUUCCCCGCCAACACCUUGGUGGUCACCGGCACCCUCGUCACCUGUGUGUGUUACCUGGGAGUGUUCGGAGGCCUGAAGGAGAACCGCUGCAUGCUCAUCAGUUUCUUCGUCCUGCUGUUCAUCCUGAUGCUGGUGGAGUUAGCCAUGGCCUGUGUGUUCCUGGUCUACAGCAGAGAGAUUGACACAUACUUUGAGAAAGACCUGAUGCAAAGCCUGGAGAUCUACAGACAGUCCAGUCCAGGAAGCAACAUGACCAUUAAAGAUGACUUCGAUGCUAUCCAGUACCUGUUCAGGUGCUGUGGAGUUCAUGGUUCGGCAGACUGGAAGGGUAACGUCCCAAUCUCCUGCUGUAGCAGGAACCCCUGCAACACCCAAAUCCACCCAGACUGGCAAGAGGGUUGUCUGGUGAAACUGAGUGACUGGUUUUCCAGAAACUACCGUAGCACGGGCGCAGGCGUUGUCACCAUGUUUAUCCUACAGUUCAUUUGUCUGUCUGUCACUGUCCCUCUCUUUUGCCACUUCAGUCGACGUGGAUUGGGUUACCAGUGAAAAAGGGCCAAUAAAACUGACUUUCUGCAUGUCAACAGGUCGCUUUUUUCUGUAUAAACUUUUUAUUAAUCUUUUUCAAGUACCCAAUGAAAAAAAAGGCCAUUUUCAGCCUACAAAAAGUGAACCAACAGGAAAAAAGAGCUGUAGUUCUUUGACCAGGGACAAGCUGAGGCUGGCAGCUUAUUAUCCAUAUUGAAGAUGUCCUGUGAGGUGACAGAGCUUUGAAUGUGAUAUGAUAAACAUAAUAGGAGACAUUUCAUUUGUAGAUAGGGUUUGUCAUGAUUAUAUACGCUUCCUAACCCCCAAAGACCCCGAGAGAUCUGUUUCCCCAAUGAAUGCUAGACUAGGUGAUAUGCACUACUUUGGACACCUGUCCCUACCAGUUUGUUGGACUUCAAAACAUUUUGAACUCGACUUAGACAAAAUAGAGUUAGACAAAUCCGACAUGGAUAGUGAACCCUAAAAACAAUCUCCCCUAUAGGAUUUUCUGCCAGAAAUUAUUAUUUUAUAAUUUAACUUUUCUUUGAUUAUGUGCUUUCACUUGUUUUAAGCAGCUGGGAAAAAAAUGACAGUUAUACUUGUAAAUACUCUAAUAAAGACACAUGCUGAUUCAAACCCAGCUGUUUCCAUUUGUCCAAUAUUUUUGGUGUUCAGUCUUUGGUCUCUCUGAAGUCCAAGCUUAGACGACAGAUCACCUCAAUGUUAGAAGG
Molecule: messenger RNA, 1523 nt
Organism: Anoplopoma fimbria (sablefish)
Lineage: Eukaryota; Metazoa; Chordata; Actinopteri; Perciformes; Anoplopomatidae
Product: leukocyte surface antigen CD53-like
Exons: 8
Coding region: 115-813 (232 amino acids)
Cellular component (GO): membrane
Source: RefSeq, a predicted model, not a curated record